Molecule: messenger RNA, 1676 nt
Organism: Temnothorax curvispinosus
Lineage: Eukaryota; Metazoa; Arthropoda; Insecta; Hymenoptera; Formicidae
Exons: 6
Coding region: 723-1562 (279 amino acids)
Biological process (GO): regulation of transcription by RNA polymerase II
Cellular component (GO): nucleus; transcription regulator complex
Source: RefSeq, a predicted model, not a curated record
UUUUUAUUUUCUUAUGCACAUGUGUAUGGACCAAUCAAUUUUCUUAUGCUCACGCAUUAUGCGUUAUGCAGCGGGGUCAAUCAUGAAUCUUUUCCCCUAGGGUGGAAACGUGAAAAAUGAAAAAUCUCUCUUUCUAUUGAUGUUAAAUAGAAAGAGAUAGUCAUAUAAAACUUUUCACUUUCCACGUUCCACAUUAAUACAUGAUUAAGUGUGUGCUCCCCGCUUAACCAUCGAUAUGUAAUCUUCCAUGAACUGCACAUGCGCGCAUAGACAAAGACAGCAGGGGCCCAUAUGCAGCGCUCUCUUUCUAUUCCUCUAUCGCUUUUUUAGCUUGUUUGCAUACUCUAUUCAUGCUCUAUUCUUAUAUCUCUAUGGUUCGUAGUCGCUAUAUCUUGUCAAUAUGACAGGUCUCAUAAUAAGAUAGUCGUCAAACUCGUCAACUUUAACUGUUAAUAUCUCGCUUUGCGGGGCAGAGCGACGCUUUUUUCUGCCAGAUUUUUUUGUUUCACGCAAAAACGCGUUGAUUAAGCCUAAGUUCAACGAAAUCGGUGAGGAGGCAUCUAUUCUGCACAUUUACCAAAAAUAGAUAGCAUUACAAAUAAAAGUAAUAUAUUUGAAGGCUGGCGGAUAAUGGAUUUUUUCGUGAUUGAGCGCAUACACGAUUCUCUAUAUUUAGAUACUAACUUUUUGAACUCUGUUAUAUUGAGAUUUUACUUUGGAGUAUGGCAAACUUUUUGGUAAUGAAGUUUUUAACAAGCAGGGUACACAUACUUUUUGUAGAACGUAACAAUUGUGUUCCAAGUAUUAUGGAAAGUACAAGACAAAAUAUUGACACGGGUAAUGAUAACAGUGCUGUCACAAUUGCAUCAAUAGAGGAAAUGUUAAUAGCUGCUGUGCAAGAACGUUCUCCCUUAUGGAAUUAUAAAGAUUUUUCAGCGUCACAACGCACAAAAGCAAUUAAAGACAAACUGUGGCAAGAAAUUGAGGAUCUUCUCAAUACUAACAAAGAAAAAAAGCAAUACACUAUCGCAGCAUUAAAAUCAAAAUGGAAGAACUUAUACGAUACAUAUCGAACAUAUCUAAUGAAAGAAAAAGGCAAAAGUGGACAAGCUGCAAAAAAAAGCAAACCAUGGCGAUUUAUGGAGCAAAUGAGUUUUUUAAAAGAUACUUUUGAUCUUGGAAUUAAAAACACAGUCAGUAAUUUAACGCUACCUACACCUACACCAGAAGACACUUCCUUCAACGAUGAUCUACAUUCUGAACUCGGUAACCUCUCUAAUUUUUCUGAGGAUAAUGAAUUAAAUAAAGGCAACAAGAAACGGAAAGCCGAUGAUCCAAUUGAAAGAAUUGCAAAAGCGUUGAAUGAACCUAUUCCUCCUCCUCAAAUCUUACAACAACCGCUCUUACCCAUGCCUGAAAUAAAAGAGAAGGAUGAAAUUUGUACUUUUUGUUUAACAAUGGAUAGAAAAUUGCGAAAGUUACCUCUGAAAAAAGUAAAUAUAGCAAUGUUUAAAAUGUAUGAACUUCUUUUUAAAAUUGAAAAUGAAGAUAAUUUUAUGUAAGCAAACAAUUGGUUUUUUUAAGUUUAUCUAUAUAUAACAACACUUAUAGGAAAAACUCAUACGUGUAAAAUUUAGAAAUAUAUACCUGUAGAAAUAUAUAUCUUUAGAAAUAUA